CUGCUCUAUUGCCUCCCCCUUUGAUAUGAAUGGCCACAGUGAGGUGAGAACUGAAGAGAAUACCGCAAAACGGCCUAGGGCUCGCCUUGCCUGUGAUGUGUGCCGUAAAAAGAAGGUCCGCUGUGACGGUGCCGAUAUGCCCGACCGGCGGUGCACUGGAUGUGUCACCCACAACAUCCCCUGCACUUAUGAAACCCAUAAUAAGAGGCGAGCCGGUGACCAGCCUGGAUCUCUCGAUGAACGUCUUUCCAAGAUGGAAAGCAUCCUUGACAGAGUUCAACCUCGACUGCCCCCCACUCAAGAACGUCCCCAUUCGUCCCAGGAAGUCUCAAUGGCCGCAUCAUCUCCAGGGACAGUGCACAGUUCGAGCGACACUGUCGUUGACGAGCUUGACGAAUCCGGCAUUCCGGAGUUAUCGCGAAGCCUCCUCCAAAUCAAUCUCGCCGACCCAGAAGACACCAUCAAACUACAUUAUCAUGGGAAGUCUUCAGGUUUCAGGUUUAUGAUGCAAGCACGAUUUAUGAAAUCGGAGUAUACUGGCAUUCAGCAAGGGACAGCAUGGAAGAACAGGCGACCUGAAUUCUGGGGGAGUAUAGAUCCACCUCCUUUCGGAAACCGUGAUCCUCGGCAGGCCAAUUUCCCCGACGACGAUUUAGCGGCUUUACUCACCGAAACAUUUUUCCACAAAUGUCAGCUCUGUUGUUCAAUAAUACUAGAGGAAAAGUUCCAGGAGAACUGGAGAUCGCGGGCACAUCUCGAGGACGAAUCAAUAGCUGCGUUAACCUUGGUUGUAUUUGCAGUUGCCAGCAAAUUUGCUCGAAAUGACCCACGUGUAGCACUCGAUCCUUCAAAUUAUCGUCAUGCUGGUGACGAGUACUACGAAGAAGUCAGAUCGUUUUACUCGCGUAUCCAGAAUCCAAUAUCUUUAACACAAUUCCAAGGCCUAGCGCUCUCGUCAUACUUUCUUUAUCUGUCUAGCUACAACCAUGCAGCUUGGACAUUGCUAGGUGUUGCCGUGCGUUUAGGGCAAGAUGUAGGCGCGCACCGACGCAAACCCACGCGAAGCCCAAGUACGGUUGAGACGGAGCUAUGGAAACGAACGUUUUGGAGUCUCGUUCUACUCGACGUCAACAUCAGCGCAGGAUUGGGCAGGCCAGUGGCGUGCCAACUUGAAGACAUGGACGCGGAGAUGCCAACGGCGCUGACCUCCCACGAGGAGCACCAUAUCGUGUUCUUCUCAUGUUAUCUUCGGCUUAUCAAUAUCCUGAACAUGUGUUUGCGAGUGUUAUAUUCACUUAAAAAACCAAAGAUGAUAUUUGACCUCUUGGGUGACGAUUAUGAGCAGAAUGUUGUUGCUGAGCUGGAUUCCAGCCUCAACGAAUGGAUUGACUCGAUCCCUGAAACUUUGCGCUGGAACCCACAUUGCGAAGACGACAUUACGGUGGAAAGGUCCACACUUCUGUAUGCGUCAUACUACAAUGUACAGCUUUUGGUCCAUAGACCGUUCAUCCCUCAACCUAACAAGCCCUCGCGCCUCGCAUUCCCUUCCCUUUCCAUAUGUACAAAUGCAGCACGAUCAUGUGCUCAUGUGCUGGAUGCAGCCAGACGAAGAGGACUCCGAUCGAUGCCCAUAACUUCUUUCGCAGCAUUUUCUUCGGCGCUCACACUUCUUAUCGGGACUUGGGGUGCAAAGAAUAGCGGUGUUUCGCUGGAUUAUGACAUGCACGUCAAGGACAUUGAUUACUGCGUCAAGUUUUUGAUGAGUCAAGAGCCAGGCUACCGCCAAGCCGGGAAAGUGGUUGAUAUGAUAAAGGAACUUGCUUCUCUGGGGGAUUUGACUCUCACAAAUGAUGCGGAUACGCCCCCAAGCGCGGUAUUCCCAUCCUUCUCACCCAAUCAAGGGAAGCGUAACCGUGAGGGUGAUGACGAGUUUGGGAUUACCCUGAGCUCACCUAACCAGGACCAUUGGAGGCCCGCGGACUGGUCUGCGGAACGCUAUACGCAGCCCGCCAUAUUCUUUCCAUAUAAACCAGACCUCUCUUCAACAUGUGCUGGAACCACGGCUCCGGGUGCUAACGGCGCAGUCGCCGAAUUUGGCAUUCUUCCGCACAAUACUGCUGCGCUUAGUCAGCUCUCUGCAUUCUCAGGACCUCCUUAUCCGCCUUGGCUAAACGUCCAGACAGAAACUCAAUACAAAGUUAGUCCGGCUCCCACCAACUCUUACACCGUCAAUUAUGGGGCUGGCGGUGUUUCUCAUACUCCCAAUUCAAAGAUCGCACAAAUUACCUCACCCCUAUCUGCAAGACCUUGCCACCCUACUGAAGCUUACCAACAAUUAUACAAUGGGGGUGGGAACGGGAUUCAGCCUGGACAACCCUAUGUCUGCGAACCGAGCAGGUCAUCGAUGGGGGUCGCACAAAAGGAAAAUCCCAUUGAGGGUUUGAUUAACCAACAUCCACACGCUUCUCAAUUGCAGCCCCCGCCAGCCAGUGGCGAAGGCACCCUCAUAGAAGGUGAUGCCCUCGGACUGUGGUCAUUCGCUCCAUCCGGUUUCGAGUGGGAUUCGUGGGACAAUCUGAUUGAUACCUUGAAGGUCCGGACCUAACAGGUUGAUCUCGUUUGCUUGCUAUGUGACGCUUCCUAGCGCCACAUCGGAGUCCAUUUCAGUCUGUUCGUUGCUACUGCUUGUGUUUGCACCGUUGCUCUACUGUUGUAUAAUAUUCAAUGAUAAUCAUCACCCUCGAUGUUGUUAGGCUGGUA
Messenger RNA from Cantharellus anzutake, 2760 nucleotides. RefSeq names its product fungal-specific transcription factor domain-containing protein. Gene Ontology annotation, molecular function: DNA binding; DNA-binding transcription factor activity, RNA polymerase II-specific; zinc ion binding. Gene Ontology annotation, biological process: regulation of DNA-templated transcription; DNA-templated transcription. The coding region runs from base 26 to 2605 and encodes 859 amino acids. NCBI's taxonomy places the organism in Eukaryota, Fungi, Basidiomycota, Agaricomycetes, Cantharellales, Hydnaceae. The record is from RefSeq and is a predicted model, not a curated record. The transcript has 13 exons.